UUCGGUCGCCAAACAUGCGCCUGCUACCUCUGAUCCUGCUGCUCUGUCUGGCGGUCUUCGCCGUCGAAGGCAGAGGCAAAAAGGGCUUUUGCGGCAAGGGUGGCCUCUGGUGCCCCAAGGGCCAAGUCUGCAGACCCUGUGGCAGGGGAAGAUGCUGCCGGCCCGUAAACCUUGCCUGCGGCAAGCCGGGAGGCUUCUGGUGCCGUAAGGGCUACUCCUGCCAGUACUGCAAAGGCGGCAGAUGCUGCAAGCCCAUUGCCUGCGGUAAGCCGGGAGGCUUCUGGUGCCGUAAGGGCUACUCCUGUCAGCGUUGUGGACGCGGCAGGUGCUGCAAGCCCAUUGCCUGCGGCAAGCCGGGAGGCUUCUGGUGCCGUAAGGGCUACUCCUGUCAGCGUUGUGUGGACGCGGCAGGUGCUGCAAGCCCAGUGAGUCUUGGGGCAGACGAGGGGCUGUCGAGGGCUGUCGACACAUGA
Pollicipes pollicipes is the source of this 473-nucleotide messenger RNA. RefSeq names its product lectin-like. The record is from RefSeq and is a predicted model, not a curated record. The transcript is spliced from 5 exons. Lineage: Eukaryota; Metazoa; Arthropoda; Thecostraca; Pollicipedomorpha; Pollicipedidae. The coding region runs from base 15 to 473 and encodes 152 amino acids.